AAAAUAAGGUUCUAAUAAUAGUUCCUUUGGGUUUUUAAAGGGUAUUUAUAGCCUGUCAUUAAUAUAGCUUCAAAUCUGGUAAACAGUAUUCUUGUUAAUUGCAAUCGCAGCACCAUCUCGAUCUCCUGAUUGCAUUUAUACAUCAAAAAGAUUUCCGUUGCCGCUGGCAUUAAUUGAACAAUUUUGCAGAAAACGCGUGUGGCCGGCUAUCUGCCUUUGGCCGAGACAAUUGGCCAGGCACACGCACAUGGCUAAUGAAUGGACACCAUUUGGUUGUCGGGGCAACCGUUCCGUUCGAUUGUGGCCCAUACAAAUUGAGGGGGCUAAUAUACACACUCGCUGGACACUGGACACUUGGAGACUCGGUUGACGUUGCGCUUGUCGCUGCACAAAAUCGAUAGGUUAGCAAUGCAUAUACACCGCACUUUAUGCUACGCGUGGUCCGCUUGAGAGAUCAGGAAAUCGAGAAAUCCGUAAAUGCGGCAAGGUGGCGUCCUGCUUUCACACUUGCAUGGGGCUGAUGCGGACAGUGGGCGGGGUCAGUGGUGCCGGAGGCGAUGCCCCGCUGCCGGAGGAGGCGAUAAGCCAUUGCCCCACCUACAGGCAGAUUCCAGGUGCCGGAACGGGCGCAGGAUCGGCUCCUGCGAAGCGAGUGCCCGUCCUCUUCUCCACCAAUCGAGGACUCUAUCUUCGUCUGGCGCAGCCACUGGCGGAGCAAAUGGAGGUGCUGACACUUCAGCCACGCGGACAGAACUACAACAUCAGCUUCUGCGAUCUGGAACGAUGGAGCACCAAUCGGGCCAAUGUUGUCAGUCUGGAGGACACCUUCACCGUCUUGCAGCAGCGCAAUUUGUCGCCGGUAUCUCUCAACUAUCAGCCACGCCUGUGGAAAAACAACGUCAGCUACAGCCUGAUGCACUGAACUGAAGGCAC
Messenger RNA from Drosophila takahashii, 933 nucleotides. RefSeq lists its product as uncharacterized. Lineage: Eukaryota; Metazoa; Arthropoda; Insecta; Diptera; Drosophilidae. The record is from RefSeq and is a predicted model, not a curated record.